This is a messenger RNA of Ornithodoros turicata, 6846 nucleotides long. RefSeq lists its product as uncharacterized. Gene Ontology annotation, molecular function: protein binding. The transcript has 3 exons. The record is from RefSeq and is a predicted model, not a curated record. NCBI's taxonomy places the organism in Eukaryota, Metazoa, Arthropoda, Arachnida, Ixodida, Argasidae. The coding region runs from base 1863 to 6086 and encodes 1407 amino acids.
UUAAUUUGGUUAGCCUUUCCCCUUGCUGCAAUAUCAUAUCGCUUUUGAGCAAUUAUACUCUAUAUGUGUAUCUUGGUUAGUGAUAUGUGAUAUUAGUCUUAUGCUGCUACAGUGAUAAACUCCCUCCCAUGUUCUUGUUUUUUCUUCUUACAUUUGGCAACAGUUAAUGACGGGGUUAGCACGGAUGAAUCCAUUAAUCCAUGAAGCAUCAUCUUCACCCGUGAUCUCUGAGACGGCCUCAUCCAUGUCCCAACGUAUCCCUUUCAUUUUCCCAGGUCAUUUAAGGCUCCACACUCUGUAGAUCCGCCGUACCGGCCGAGGUGUUUCGACGCAAUAUGAAACAUUGUCGGUGGUGGAACUAAGCCAUGCAUACAAGCUCGUCUUGUACUUGUAGGAGAUGUUGUGGUUGUCGAAAUACACGCUGUUUCUACCCUUCCAGGACAGUUUCUAGUUCGCCGCCUAUUAAAAAUUGCUAAGUACAAUGUUCUCUCCAUUAUAUGAAAGGUCACCUUGGGGCCCGCAGGUACAGAAAAACAACUGAUAAGACGUUGAGGACGCACGAAGGCAUCACGUGAGAUGCCUCUUGAAGCUUAUCACCUGCUUUGUCAACACCAGACUGGUGGAAGACAGGACGCCAGGUUCUAGGAGAAGCGCUUGGCGGCACACUGAAAGGAUAAUAUGACUGGAGCUAUCGUCACGUGACCUAUACCUGAGACUUGAACAAAUCUGACGUCAUAGAGGACAGAAAGAGCUGUCCUAACUUGCCCAGACGUGCCAUGAUGACGUCACAGCUGACGUCACAGGAUGUCCGGAACUGGUGCUGCGAUGCUUUGCAACCUGCCUCUGUGCUCCGUCGCCCAGCGACGGUCAGCGGCCGUUCCGGGCCACUUUUUUCAAGAUGAUGUCGUUGAUCUUCAACUAAACUCCUUCUCUUCACUCUAUUUCUAUCUUUUCAUUUUAUUUUCUACCUAGUUUUUUAUUUUUUAUCAGCUCGAGAAGCCGGCAACUCACACAGUGGUCUGGACGUGUCUUAGAUGAUCCCCAAUUGGUGUAAUGACUCCUUGAAUUAUCCUAAUUACUGUGGGGGGUCCCAAAUUGCUCUAAUUGCUAAUUAAUGGCGUCCAGGCGACUGUGUGACUUGCCGGCUUCUUGAGCUGAUACACUACUACUGAGCUCUAGUAACUUCUUGAGGGACUCGUUCCUCCUUUUUAAAGCGACUUUCUCAAAGCAACAUGAGGUAAGUUUUAAGUUCCUUUCAUUAAUUCUGGUCUACAAAUAAUACAUGGGACGUCUUCCCCCGCCCAUUAGACGAGAGUCAUGUGCUUGUCGGUGGUAUACGUGCACGGCGCUGCAGCUUCAAGUUGCUGUUGCGCGAUGAGCGCUAUAUAUUGUGUACGGAGACUCAGGUGAGGCUCAUCAUAGCGACGAGCAGGGUAUUUAUAAUACGCACUCUGGGCGUUUCUACGAUGUACGCGCACAGCGCUUCGCGGCCACCUAAAAUUCCGAUGCCUGCUUUCUGAUCGGUUGAAUAAUUUUAGUGCAACAUGAAGAGACACUCAAAUGCCGCCCCGUGACUUGCAGGUCUGAAGGACUGAUAGACAGGUCAAGAACUAAAAAGGUAGCCAGUAACGUGAAAGUAAUUUCAAUUUCAUUUCCAUAACUAUAGUAACUUUGUUGACAUCUUACUUUUUGUACACAUUAGAUCGACCUGUAACGAAAUCUUUCAGUCGAGUAAUUCCCCAUCUUUGUCUAAAGCACAUUAAUUCCGAAAUUUUUGAAACUGUAACGUACUAGUAUUGCACUGUUUCAAUAAAUGUGCUUCUAAUCGGCUCCUUCAAAAUUGCAGGAACGCAUCGAGAAGAAUGGCUUCAUCAUCUGAAUUUGAUUUAAAAACGGAACGGUCAGAGCAGUGGGAAGAUCUCAGGAGGGAGAUGCACCAAGCCAUUAUGCACGGAGACUGGACUGGUGUUCUUCGGUGCCUCGACGCCGUGCCUGCACUCAGGUUGUGGCUGGACCCCGAGCAAGAUGUAUCAGCCUGUUGCAGGGCGAUUCAAGUGAAAGACUUCCAUAUUCAGCGUCUACUAAUAUCACGUAACUGUACCAUACAAGAAAGCGAAUUGUCGUGUUACAACACCCCGCACCCUACUGAACGCGAUGAUCCCUAUAUUGCAUAUUUGAAAUGCAGAAGUCGUAGCCGAAACAGUCGUGAUGACUUCGACAUACGGUUGGAGAGUAUGUUUAAGAAGCUCUUCAAUGUAGAUUUGAUACAGCCAAUUUUGAAGGCGGUGGCAACAGCGGAACACCUAGCAAUAGUAUUCGACUGCAAGAGUGAAAACCUGCAGCAUGUUACGAGGCGUACGACUGGAUCAAUACUCGGUGCUACCUUUUCCGAAGAACAAACGAUUUUUAUCAUGGAGAGUGAAAAAGAAGACGAAGUCUUGGGAACGCUGGCCCACGAACUGUGCCAUUUCGCGCUUCAUCUGGUGUACGGAAACAGUGGCAAGCCAUAUCUUGGCUUUGAUACGGAGAAGGAACAGCUGUACAAGAGGGUCGUCGACGACGUCAGAAAGAAGAAACAAUUACACUUCAUCAUAAAACAAGCUCUUGGUCAGGAUGAGGAAGAAGAAGCGAUCGUUCGCGUUCCUCACGUACUGGCUCAAUAUGGCACAAGUCCUGGAGAAUCGAUUCUGCAACAGGAAGUACCGGAACUAUAUGGUUUCUUUAAGGACGUUGUCGUUCCAGACAUGCAGACGUACAUUCACAACAGGACCUCGUUGACGGAUUUUCGCAAAAUCGAAACUGAAAAUGCGAGGUUACGAAAGGCUUCCGAAACAGCCAAACUCAACCUCGCGUUCAAGGAACCACUUCGCCCGGACGACCUGGAAAAUGCGCCUCUUCUUAUAUUUACGAGUGCGGAACUCAGGCUUCUCGAAGUAAUGGUUCACAACGCUGUACGGUCUAGUCUACAACCAUACUUGUUUUUCGAAGCAAUCCAGUGGGACUUAAGGCUCAGCGAUGUGUUAUCCGACUACAAAUGUGCAUUUGCACUCGUGACAGUAAACCUGACAAAGGACUUCCGAGAUAUCCUCGAACUUCUGGCUAUUGCUUCCUCCGAGACAGGAGUGAAAGUUGUCUUGCUGGUAGAGAAGAACGGCGAAGAAGACCUGAUGAAUCUAGUGCGGGAAGAUACCUUCUUCGCCGAGAGACACGACGUUCGCAGCAACCUCUCAAUAGGCUUCGAGCACCUCACAGAGAAAUGCAAAACAGUUGUUUUUCAAAAAUCUCGCGUAAAACUUCAAGCGCAAGAUGCUUGUGCGCUCCCAGAAGCAAUGAACUUCGACAGCUUCUUCCGUUGCAUACACAUUGCGAUUUUCCUAAACAUGUGCGAAUCGAGCUACAUUGACGUGGGACCGCAUCUUCAUGAACUAGAAGGACAUGUUAAGAAUUAUUAUGUAGAACGACUGUGCACAAGGACUGCGGAAAUAGACCUGAAACAGUGUGAAUUAGAUGACGACAACGAGGCUUUCGCACUUCUGGGGUGUCCGCAUGACCCCGUGACCAAACUUCUUCCUUGUGGUUAUGAGGCAAAAGACAUCAAUGAUUUGCAUAAAUUCGAAAAAUUCGUAGUCCUCCGAGAGUCGCGUGACUACGAAGAUCUCACGGAAGUCACCUAUUACAGGAACAAAGUAGUGCACCUACUCCAGCUGAAUGAAGAACGUGACGGACUCGUGUGGACGAAAUCAAAUGGUCGUCUCAGUCACCUUCCAAUGACCGGAAAUAACGAGUACACCUUGGAAAUGUUCUUGGAGGUGAACGAGAAGGACGUCGUGGUUUGUGGUUCGCCCGGGAUAGGAAAGAGUGUGCUGGCGUCUCGGAUGUGCUCACCAAUAAAGGAACAACACUGGAAGAGGUGGGUGCUCUACGUCGACCUUCCCCAGAGAAUGGCAUCCGUUAAAGACAAGCUGCCCAGUCUCACAUUUCUAGCGGAUCUGUGCCAAGUACAAACAGACGGGCUGGAGUUUGCUUUGUUCGAGAAAAGCUUGAACAACGGAAGCCCUUUCGAAGUUGUUGUCAUCUUCGACGCGUUCGAUGGAAUCAACGCGAGAUGCCGCAAACGUGUCCUAGAUCUUGUAUCAUUUCUGAGUGAGAAGAAAGUAUAUAAGUUGUACAUAUUUACUCGUACCGUGUUUAAGUCCGAAGUACAAGAUGCCCUGCACACAGUGGCGUAUAAACUCGCUCCCUUUUCUGAAGAAAACCAGGAGGAGUUCCUUACGAAAUACAGGGAACAAAGAGAACAUUCACUUACGAGGAACGCUGCAGUUUCUCAGCUGUGGGAGCGAUUGUUCACGUCCUUGAAGGAGACAAACAAAACGAUCCUCGAAGCCCCUCUCCUACUUCGCAUGAUGGCUGAGAUGGAGAGCGGGAAAAUUGCAGAUGAUUACUCUUCACUACUUGACACCCCUGCUGGUACAAGUGUGUACCCUAUACAUAUUUACAAGGUGUUUGUAGAGUACAAAUACCUCGUAUACAGAAGAGAGAAAAGGAAAGAAAACAUCCGCCUAUAUCACGUGCAACAGGACGAAGACGACGCGAAGCUUGCGUUCUAUGCGAGUCAUGGUCUGCUUGCUAUGAAGUGCGUGUUUCGUGGAGAUGAAUUGGCAUCUCUGUUGAACGAGGAUGAAUUAGAAAAGUUAAAGCCCGGUGGAACUCUGUUCAAGGACCUAGCUGCCAACCGCCUUAAAGAAGGUUUUGUGGACGGAAUUAACGACGGAGUUCCAAUGUUCGUCCACAAGACUUUCGCUGAAUUCUUCGCAGCUGACUACCUUCUGCAGAAAGCAAAAGCCAGGGAGAUUCAUUAUUCAUUACUCUGGAAGAUCAUUGGGAGACCGGACUGUACAGAAGAUUACAGGAGUGUUAGGCUGUUUUUCGAUGGGCUGGCGUCGGCGUCCUUUCCACUUCACUCUGCUGUUAUGAACAACGACACUUCGUAUUUUGAGCAACAUGUUAUCGGAAGGGAAGAUAUGUGUAAGGUCGAUGAACUCAAAAGGACUCCAUUGCACGUGGCGGCCGUGUAUGCCGAUGAAACAGUAUUGGAGAGGCUUCCAAUGGAUGAUGACCUAAUCACACGCGAUAUCUUCGGUAUGACGAUGUUCGAAUACGUGCAGAAGCUUCCAGUGAGUGACUCUUUCAGAGAGCUCGGUAGGACGUUUGACCCAUAUAUGUGGAGUUCCAUUGACCUACAUAAACUUAACAUAUUAUACACUCGAUGUAGCGAGGAAGCAGUGAAACAUUCCGACGCAAUUCUACGCACAUGUGAAACCUUGACGGAAAAGAGACGUUUUGUAAAGCGAACAAUAUUCGAAGCUGUCAGACAGGACCUACAGGGCGUUUUGGACGUAUACCUCAGCUAUGUGUCCCCAAUAAAAAGAACAGGAGCUUUGGACAGAGAGACCCUGGAUAAGUUGAACGCACGAAAGCUUAGGAGAUCCAGAUGCUCUUCGGAGCUUCCCGUAAUUGAGUACCUCGAUAGAUUCAGAGGAAUACAUAAUAGAACUGUUCCUUUCUUCGCACAGUCCGAGGCUGUUUGCAAAAUGCUGAUUCCUUACUGCGAUAUGGGAAUGAUUGACAAGCAUGGCAAUACAAUGUUGCACAUUAGCGAGGAAAAAGGAAACCUGGAAACAACCAAGUUUCAUCUUGCACAUUCGUCCAUUCACCUCAGAAAUAGAAACCUUGACACUCCUAUGCACUUGAGUGCACGUGAACGAUGUGCAGAGGUCGUCAAGCUGCUGCUCCCUUUUUAUGCUUCAGUGAAUGUUCAGAACUUUGGUCGGGAAACACUGACGCAAGCAGCUGUCGGGGGAAACCCGAUGAGUAUUUUCGGUUCAUCUCAAGAAACUGUCACACGGUGCUGGUUAGAGACCGUAAAGUUGUUACUCCUGCGCGCCUUGGAUUACGAGCUUGUCCCUGUACAUGGUGCCCUCAAUAUCGCGAUGUGUUUUUUUGUUUUUUUGUUGUCUUUUUUUGCCUCAUACGUCACCUUAUACGGCUGUCUACCAUGGGAACCAGAGAACUGUUGCCGAGUAUGAAUGGCGAUCCCCAAGGAGAAAUUUGGUGUCUGAAACUCCUUCUCCUCCACUUAAAUGUCAUUGCUGCCGAUUGUUAUGGUGAAACACUGCUACGUCACAUUGCACUGCGUAAGUUACAUCCUACGGCACAAGUGAAUUACAGGAAGCUGCUCCUGCCACAUUUAAGUCACCGUGCUCAAGAUGUUGAAGCUAAGGAAAUGCGUGAGGAUGAUGGCGUACGUGGCUGACAUCGAUGAUUCGGACGCGGGCGAUGCCGAUAGUGGAAUCCUCGAUGAUGAUGACAGAUCGGUAUUGUCCUUUAAAGGAAACUAGGGUACUGUGGAAGCGGUGAAGUAUCACGUCUCACGAUCAUGCGUGUGAGUUACAGAUGACGCUGUGGACUCUCUAUCGCUCUUGACUGCAAAGUCUGGACACGCCGAUGUGGUCAAGUUUGUAAUUCCUUCUCGUGCUUCAGUCCAUGGGCCCAAUGCGCUGCAGUAUACGCCGAUGCACACGUGCGCCCAAUAUGGACACCUGGACGUCGUAAGGUUUUCUCCUUCGCUCGGGAAUGAGUGACACGCCUCUUCACGCGGCCUCUCGAUGUGGUGCCCUUCAUGUCGUGGACUUCAUUUUACCCCACUCGUUCGCCAGGAUGCGCAACUUCUCUGGUCAAACGUGCUUGCAUCUUUCCGUGCAGGGAAACAGUGUGAACAUUAUGAAAUGUCUAAUCCCACACUCCCUCGUCAAUUGUCCUGAUAUCCACGGCGUGACAUCCGUGCGA